This is a messenger RNA of Amoebophrya sp. A120, 3594 nucleotides long. Lineage: Eukaryota; Dinophyceae; Syndiniales; Amoebophryaceae. The record is from the annotation of a GenBank genome assembly.
UUUUUUCUCAGUUACUUUUUGAAUCUCUUAUUUUCAGAGUCCGUGCGUUCCAAACUGUAUUUUCAGUUCUUGUACAUACGUUUCGAUUUUCUCACGUCUCCUUCAGAAGUUUCCCUUCUACAUAUCAAGAGCCGAAGAAGAAUUUUAACCGACCCUCCAUUUUGAUUUUAAUCAUAGAACUGCGUAGCCCGCAGCUUCACAUCUCUAUCUCAUAUCACGGAGCACGACGAAAGUGGCAUUAUCCCGCCGCUGGAUUUUACGGUGCUGACACAAGAAAAGCAGAAGACGUACAACAUCGCGAGGCACAUCGGGCAAGAAACAAAAGUAAACCGCCGAGGAGAAAGAAAAAACAGUGCUGAAUAAUCUGCACCAUUGUUUUUGUUUGCCGUAACCAGGAGCACCGACCACCACACUGAGAUCAAGCAGUAAACAAGCAAACCAAAACAACAUGACUCGCACCAAAUCUUUUGUGAGGGUGGCCGGGGCCACCUCCUGCCUUCUCGCAACGCCCGUGCUGGUGGAGGCGACUCCGACCGAGGACAAGUAUGCGUUCUUGAAUGGCAAAGAGGAUAAGGUGCCAGACCGGGAAGCCGUGGCGGCUUCUCAGCGGGCGAAGCUGCCGGAAGUCGGUUUGAUCAACGGGCCGGCUUGGCCCGGCGAGGACGAGGACGAGGAGGAGCGAUCCAGGUCGUCCGCGCGCAAGACUGGAGGACGCAAAAAAGGCCGCUCGUCCUCGAGUCGCAGGACCAGCUACCAAAAAUGCAAAUCAAGAACAACAAAUUGACACGAUUCUCAUGCUGUCUCCUGCUUGGGCUGCAACACGUGCAAGCUUUCGAAAUGCGAAACGCUUUCUAUUCACAAUGACUCAUACUUUACUGAGCAACAAGUUGCGAACGAUUCAGAUUCUUCGCUCUUCUUUCGGAUUGCAACUCGUGGCCUCCAAUAGUACGAUUUGCAAAAAAACCACAAAUAAUGGUCUAUUUCGUCUGUGUGCGGUAGCGGUUUACAUGGAUCUUCUCUAGAGCUCAAUCAUGCAUAUCCCAAGCGAAUGCCUGUUCUAAUAGGAUGCUGGACAUCGGCAGGCCCACAGGAAGGAAGAUCGUGACAAUGUUGAUGAGGUUCUUCGAUUUGCAAUGCAUAGGAGUAGAAAAAAAGCGAAGGAAGGCAAUUCGCAAAAAAGUGAUGCUGGCAGUACUGGGUCGGGUAUCAUACGAAAAAGUUGUCUCACUGUGAUGAUUUUGCUGAGUCUGCAUCAUAAAUUAGCUACACUACAUAACAAACAAGAAAAUCUGCAGUGCAUGCUUUCCAAGGGUGGAGAACACAGUUGAAAAGCUCCACGCUUCGUCUUGUUUCUACUUUCUUAGCAACAUCAACACUACGAACGUGAACGUUGGUGCAUUCUCUGCAUCACAGGCAAACAGCGACACAGCUUUUUCUUGCGAUAUUGGAGGACGUCGGUGGAGAGUCCGUUUCCACCCUUCUGCAGAUGCAAAUCGCCGAAGGUUUUGAAAAGCUAAACAAACGCCUGCAAGACGUUGAAGUCCAGCUUGCCGAAAUGCGCCGUGGGUCGUCCAAGUAAUUUAUUAACCACAGCUAAUCAUGACUUGACCUUGAGCUUGACGUUGACCACAUUGACUUUUCCUUUUGGCUUUGAAGAGGUUGCCUUGGGGGUUCCAAAUGACCCCUCCAGAGGGCCUCCGGGGGGUGUUGGGCGUUCGCAAACACGUCGCAUUCUUUUUUUUAUCUUGCCCCGUCAUUUUUCGCCUAUCCUUGCUUGGCUCCUUCGGGGGGGCCAUCGCGGGGCCAUCGGGGGGCCUUCGGGAGGUCCCGGAGCGACUUCUCGAAGGGGCCAACAAGGGCCGCGCAAAUGUUUUGCUUAAUAUAACCUGAAGAUGAAAUAAAAAGUAAAAGCCCAAGCUGAUUUACAACAGAUCCAAGCAGCGCCGCAAGGAUGACGCACACGACGACGAUAUUGCUCAGCAUGCCUCCCCUUUAUCCACUGCAAACGGCGGAUGGUCAGGAAACUUGGAGUUUUUCGACUGGUGCAUCCUUGAUAGUGUAAAUCUGUGAGCACCAGCAACAUGCGCUCUCUGGAACGAGCACGAGCAACAGGCCAGACUGGUGGUGUCAGGGCUCCCCUUGGCGGCCAGGACGUGCCAUGAUCAUUUGUGAGCACCAGGAUUGUUUUGCGGCGCCAUAAUAUGGCAAAUGUUGUUGGUGUUGGCUGGUCGUGUCAGAUUGCUAGCAAAAUAAUACAAAGACGUCUGCUUGUGCUUUCUGCAGCCCGCGUGCAUGUUCGAUGAUGCUCUGUCAUGCUUCAUCAACUAUAAUUGUCACGGCAGACAACUGAUGAUAUUGAUAUUUUUUCGCUUGACCAUGACGCGUUUGCGUGGUAUACUCUCACAACGGCACACUGCUUCGCGAGAACGAAGGGAAAGAUGAAGCAGCCGGAGAUGCGGCUUCCACCCUGCUGCAAAGAAUUCCGGCUCAGCCGACAUCGUAUCCAACAGUCGACGGCCUCCCCCAUCCCACGACCAGCACGGGGUAUCAGAUACAAAUGCUCUUAAUUUGUGUUGAUUGCGAUUUCCCGCGCAUAGUCGUGCUAUUUGUGUUUUUUUUGAAGUUUUGUUUGUUUUUCUUUAUAAAGACACGCAAAAGAAGUAGAACGGCCACCCAGGGGGCGCGUGAGUAUUUAUUGUAUUCUCACGACGCGCUCGCACUAAACCGGUCCCGAUGCUGAGGUAUGUUAGCUGCGUAUAUUCUACUCGCCAUAUCCACACGUGCUUCCACAGAUCGCCGCCCGAGUCCUUCAUCUCCAAAAGCGCUCCCGAGAUCGCCGAGGUCCUCAACGAAGUCAGGACCAUCGGGAGUGAGUUGAGGUCGCGAAGCGACAAGCUUGUGCAAUCAAGCGAGAGGAUCGAAAACAUGCUAAGCUCCCUAGUUGUGAGUGUCGAAAGCCUGCUACCUAUUACCUACCACGAGCGCGUGGCCAGUCAUGACAUUCACCUUGCAAGAGCCACUCUGAUUCCACGAGUACUUGCAAGUGCACACAGCCACUCUGAUUCCACGAUGACUCCUUCAACCCCACCCACUUCGCUGGCCAGUCAUUCACCUAGCCCCAGCGACCGGAGCGUCUAGGGCACGUAGCUCCCUGCGCUACCACAUUGAACAACAAUGCGCGAAGAGUGAAAGCAUUUCUUCGAAUUUAGAAGAAGAAGGCAUGCGAUUGAUUUUUCGGUCUGCUAGUAAAGUAUAUCUAUGCCUUUUUGUGCACGGUUUAUUUAUUUUAUUUUCUUUUCUUUGCUCGUACGUAAAGGUAAAGCGUCUGCGACUUGCAUUAUAUAUAUUUUUUCGCGAAAGGUUUCGCUGAGAAGUCGAUCCUCAAAAGAUUCAUAUGAAAUGAUUUGUAUGUUUUUCGUCUUUCAUAUGCUCUGGUAUUGGUUCUUUUUGUUGUUCAUAAAAAGGAGAUAAUAAAUCGAGUGAGCCGCUACUUCUUAAAUGUAUGGUGCGUGCAAGCAAUAGAUACAGAUCGGCAAUGAAAAACACCAGGCACGAAGGAGUAACAAGCAGCCGGGAAACAUGAGUAUAAAGCCC